Sceloporus undulatus (fence lizard) is the source of this 1240-nucleotide messenger RNA. RefSeq lists its product as uncharacterized. The transcript has 6 exons. NCBI's taxonomy places the organism in Eukaryota, Metazoa, Chordata, Lepidosauria, Squamata, Phrynosomatidae. The coding region runs from base 48 to 842 and encodes 264 amino acids. The record is from RefSeq and is a predicted model, not a curated record.
CGGUUGACAUACUACCCCCAAGGACAUUACUCCUCAGGAAUCUAGUCAUGAGUGAUGCAGGUACCUAUAUCUGCCGCCUUCCCAAUGGCUCAGAAACCCGCACUGUCCUUCAGCUGACUCCAGGCUGUCACAACAAUCUCAAUGUCUCUGCCAAGUGGAAGGGUUCAUCCUCAUUGCACCUCGGCUGCCAUCACUGUAAUUCUCUGGGUGUAAAAGACUCUUUUCAAUGGAUGCUGAAUUCAAAGCCACUCGGUAACCCCUUUUGGGCUAAAAAGAGCAACCAUGGGUCUACCAUAACAAUACAUACCAUCCGGAAGGCAAUUUGGGGACGCUGGGAGUGUCAUUCCCAUGUUAAUCAUUCUUGGAUCUCUGAAAUUUGCUUGAGUCCACUUACAGAAGAAGAUACAGGCACCGUACGAAUCACCCCUGAGAAUUGUCCUUCUGCAAAACCCACCUCUUUGGCAGCAUCCCACUGGUCACAUCCUCCUGUCACUAAGACUACAGAAGCUACACUGAUAGAGCCCACUAUAAAGGGGACUCCGGUCUGGGUUUGGGCAGUGGCAGUGCUUUUGGUUGUACUGGCGAUCAUACCAGCUGCUCUUGGAACAACUGUAUGGCUGUGGAAGAGAAAGCAGGCAGACAGAAAACACAGAGAAAACCAAGAGAGGACAGAUCAUCCUUUCCUGAGAUACACCACCAGAAAGAAGGAGGAUAUAAUGAAAAGGGAGAGUCUGCAUGAGAGAUCCGCUUCUAUUCAUUACGCCCAGUUGCAACAUCUCAGAAGGAAAUCUACUACUGUUCAGACUCCAGACAGCACAACCGUGUAUGCAGUAAUUGUUUGAUACCAUUUCUGUCAUUUCUCACUGUCACAUUAAGGCUUACCCACCAUUUCUCGAUCUGCAACCGAAGCUCUGCUUCUCUGCACAAUUUCUUUGAGUGCAUUCCUUGCAAUGUGCUGGAAACAAUUGCUUCUCUCUCCUGACUAACAACACUGUUAGUUUCUUUUCAGUGCCAGGUCAAAACAUGACCUUUUUUCAACACUUUUGUGGCCUAACUUACUUUUUGCAAUAUGUACAGGGUUUCUAAAAUCCUUUAGCUUUUUUAAUUGGCUAAGUUGUUUUAUCCUGUUUAAAAUAUAUGCUUGUUUUGAUCUGUAGUUGUUUAAAUUAUUUAUAUUAUUUUAUUUGUUUGCCCCCUCCCUGGGAUCUCAAAAUAAAAAGGUGGGAUAAAAAUAUCAUAA